AUGGAGGCGCAGUGUCUGCGCGACACUCCAAUAGAACAACAGGCUGAGCAUCGCCACCAAUUCCCUGCUCCAUCCUGUUCGCGAGGGCUUUCCCCCUCAUUCACUUCUGCGCGUGAUGUCGGGCAACACCAUGAGCAACAUGCCACAAAGGCCUUCUCGUUCUUCUACACCGUCUUCCCUAUCUUCGAGCGUAUCCGCACAGCCACUAGCUCUUGCGACACUAUUGACGACGCUUGCGCCUUCCUCUUCAUCUUGCUCACAUACUCCCAUCACAAGCGCGCCGUCUUCGCCCUUCACGACUGCAACCUCCUCACCCAUACUAUCUGCGACGCGUUCCUCAACACCCAUCGCACCCGCAAGCACUUCAUCUACCAACGCAAAUAUCCCACCUACCACCACGGCCCCAACGAGUAG
Messenger RNA from Parastagonospora nodorum SN15, 414 nucleotides. RefSeq lists its product as hypothetical. NCBI's taxonomy places the organism in Eukaryota, Fungi, Ascomycota, Dothideomycetes, Pleosporales, Phaeosphaeriaceae. The coding region runs from base 1 to 414 and encodes 137 amino acids. The transcript has 2 exons. The record is from RefSeq and is a predicted model, not a curated record.